GGCCGGGCGGAGGGGAGGGUGUAGGUAACGCCGGCUGUGGGGUCUGGGUGUCGGCGGCCGGGGACCAGGUAGCCCCCCGCGGCUGGCUUGGCGGCCGACAGUUACUUUCUCGAGCGAGCCCAUCAGGACCAGAGAGCCGAGGUCUAGAAGGCACGACAGCCACGACACUCAUCGGCGGAGUGUUCAAAAUAAACCCGAGAGCGAGAUGGAUGAUAGUUCAAAAGACAGCAAGCCCCUUGAAACCAAGGCGUCUGCUAUUAAUAACGCUGAAAAUACCUCUUUUAUUUUGGGAAAUGGGAAGCUUGUAACUCCUCACAAGCCUGCAGCUGAAGUGACUCCUAAUCGUUGCAUGUCAGAUGCUUUUCAAUCACCUUUGAACUUUUCCACAGUAACUGUGGAGCAAUUGGGAAUUACACCUGAAAGUUUUGUAAAGAACUCUUCAGGAAAGUCAUCAUCCUACCUUAAAAAAUCCAGACGACGCUCUACAGUUGGUGUUCGGGGCUCUCCUGAAACAAACCAUCUAAUUCGUUUCAUUGCCCAGCAGCGGAAUUUAAAGAAUGCUUCUUUGACCAAGAAUUCCCCUUGUCAGGGCAGCCCUGUUUUGUAUCGAAAUGUUCAUUCUUUAAGAGAGCAAAUAUCUGCCUUCCAGUCGGCUUUUCACUCCAUAAAAGAAAACGAGAAGAUGACCGACUGUCCUGAAUUCUCAGAGACGGAAGGAGAGUUCAAGACCACAGCCUCGACCAAAAAGGAGAGUCUUGGUGAAUGCCAACAGUGUGAGUUCCCUGCAAACUUGUCAUCCAAGCGACAGAGAACAUCCUCUCCGAGCAGCUCUGAUGGAAAUCUAACUGAUGCCUUUGGUCUCCAGAUACACAAUGUUGCUGCUUUUCCCAAUACAGAUAGACAGUGUGCUGUUGAAACUUCUGCAGAUCUCUCUGAGAAAUCUUCUGAAUCUGGUUUAAAUCUACAGUCUAGAUGUUUAGUUGGAGAGUAUCCUCUACUUUCAGAGCUCACAGAGGCUUCAAGUGGAAUCCAGGUUGCUGACUCUGUAGAGGGCGAAAGAUCCAGCGAUGCCGUUUCAGUUGACAAAUUUACAGAAGUGAGUAUAGACAUGGCUCCUGAAGCCGGGUCACUGGUUACUCCACUGUGCCAGAGGGACAUUCCAUCCUCUGAGACCUUUGUACUUCGUUCUGUGCUGAAGAAACCUUCUGCAAAGCUGUGUCUAGACAGCCUGCAGGAACGCCGUGACAACCUCUGUGAUGGUGGGACUCAUCCAAACUUAAUCUUAAAUCUUGCAAACUGUUGCAAAGAACGAAAAGCAGAAGGUCAAGAAAAUUGUAAAGUACCAGACUCUCUAAAUAUGAGGAAGAGGAAGAGAGUUACUUUCGGAGAGGACCUAAGCCCUGAAGUAUUUGAUGAAUCUUUGCCAGCAAACACUCCGUUGCGUAAAGGAGAAACACCGGUUUGUAAAAAGGAUUUAAGUACCCUCAGUCCCCUGCUACUUGAACAGUCCCCAGCUCCUGAGGGGUUACUUCAACCAAAUUUUGAUGACAAGGGAGAGAAUCUUGAAAACAUAGAACCUCUUCAGGUAUCAUUUGCAGGUCUCAGUCCUCUUAGUAAGUCUUCAAUCUCUGAGACUCUUUCAGGCACUGAUACCUUUGCCUCUUCAAAUAACCACGAGAAAAUAGCCUCCUGUAAAGUUGGUAGAGCAACGCGGACCUCUAACAGAAGAAGUCAGUUGAUCAGUUUUUCAGAAGAGAGUGUUUGCAACUUAUUUAAUACAGAAGCUCAGCCUUGUAAAGAAAAGAAAAUUAAUAGGAGGAAGUCUCAAGAAAGCAAGCACGCAGACAGAGCACUUCCUAGAAAGAAUCAGGUUUUAAAAAGUUGCAGAAGGAAGAAAGCAAAGGGAAAGAAAAAAAGUGUUCAGAAGUCUUUAUAUGGGGAAAGAGACAUUGCGUCUAAGAAGCCGCUCCUGAGCCCUAUUCCUGAGCUGCCCGAGGUAUCUGAGAUGCCGCUGGUUCCAAGCAUCUGGAGGAUGUGUUCAGAUGAUUUCAACUCAAAUGGUGAACUUGAAGAAGUGAAGCUUCCGAAGAGAAAUAAUAUUUUGCCCCAGAACCCAGAGGAUUGGCAGAUGAUUCGAGGCUUUAAUAAAUACGAUGUGUCUGAAUUCUGCAACUCUGACGUGAAAAGUUCCUCGUCACUUAUUAAUGCUACUUUUGAGCAAGGUUCAAAUACAAGUACUAUAGAAACUAAUGAAAACAAAAAUAUUCCAAAAGCAGCAAUUAUGUUGGAAAGUGAAAACGAACUAAAAACUGGGACUGAGAAUGAAAACAGCCAUAUUUCUUGUCCUUCUGUGACUGAAACACCCAUUGUAUCAGACAAUCCAAAACCUGAUUUUACCAUGCAGUCCCAAGAACUUUCUGCUGCUGGUCAAAAUAUGGAAAACCUUUUUCAAAUCUUUAAAAUCUCAGAAGAUAUAAACAUCAAAUGUGAAAACCAGGAUGACUUCUUAGUUGUCCCAGAAGGAAAACUGCAGACCAAGCAUUUAAUGCCCGACACACAAAAAGAAUGUGAUUGUUCAGAAGAUGUCUUAGUUGACCACAUGAAAGAAAGUAAAAGUCAAGGUGAGGAUUUGGGAAGAAACUCCAUAGCAGGUAGUCGUGGUGUGAGUUACAGAGAAAGGAAAUACAGAAGACAGUCCGUGGCUUGUUCUGAUGGGCAAAGUUUACAUUUGGAAAAAACCGAGAAUCCCAAACUUUCCUACAGUGUGAGCAGCCCUGUAGAAAUUAGUUUAGAAAAUUCCCAACUGUAUAAAGACUUAUCUGACUCCAUUGAGCAAACCUUUCAGAGAACAAAGAGUGAAACCAAAGUAAGACGCAGCACAAGGCUACAAAAAGGUUUGGAAAGUGAAGAAGGGCUUGUGUGGAUUUCACUUCCAUUGCCUCCCGCUUCUGGCAUUUCCCAGAGAACCAAGAGGAGAACAAUAGGUACCUUUGACAGCAGAAGAUUUGAGAACGGGUCCUCCAGGCAAAAACCUUGUGUGCUGCCCUCCACAUCAGGUGAAGAAAGCAGUGAGGGCUUUGCUGCUGCUGCUGCCAGUUUACCUGCGAAGAGAAGGAAGAGCUUUUGUACAUCUACACUUGCAGAUCCUAAAAAUACCACCCAGUCGAGAGGCUACAAAAGAACCACCUUUCUCAACCAGAAGGAAGCUCUCCAAGUGACUUCGAGAGAAUCGGACGUUAUCAGCAAACUAAAGCAGUAACUGACAUUCCCUGCAGAACGUUUUGGCAAGAGAGAAGGUAACCAGCCAUUCGUGCCUGAAAGAUUCUUUCAUCCCAGUUCCCAUCCUUUGUGAAGCCUCAGUAUUUUAAAAGUUUCAAAUAAAAUUAUUUGAGUAGAACCUACUUUGAAGUAGAAAUAAGUGAAUUUCUCCAUCUUUCAAACUGAAAGCAUUGUAUUAAACAUGUUCUCCCCCCAAAUGAUAAAUGCUUUAUUGGUAUUCUGUUAAAAAGGAUUGCUUUUAGACCUAACAGCAUGUCUCUUAAGUUUUAUUUCAUGUUAGGACAUAUUUACCACUGAAGGUUUAGAGUUUCUGUUGUAAAAAAAGCAUCUUUUAGAGUUGACUUGUUAUAUCUGGAUGAGAAGAGCGUUUUGUUUUGUUCUUUAACAAAUUGAUAGAAUUAAUGUAACUUUAUGAAAAUUGAAGGUAACAUAAGGUUGAAACUGUUAAAGAAAGUGGGGUGAGGUAUGUUUUUAUUUUAAAAGGCUGCCCCAAAAAAACUGGUUAAAAAUUUUAACAAUUAGGAAAGAUGGGAAUGAUAAAAUUUGGUUUUUUCCCUUUGGGUUAAAGUUAAGAGAAGCUUUAAUAAUUUACUUUGUCUCAAAUAAAAAUUUUAUUUUAAUAGAUUAAAAUCAAAUCUUAAACAUGGGAUUUUGGAAAAUUCUUUCAAUAACCAGAAUAUUGCAAAUCUGUCAUUAUAAAGUGAAUAUAUAAUUUAGAAAUAACUAACAUGGAAGCAUUUUGACCUUCAAACAACACUCUUGUAUGCUUUGGGGGGGUAGGAAGUACGGGUUUGGUUUUUGGUGAAACUAUAAGCAGUCUAGUUGAAGACUCAUCUCCCAGAUCAUUCAGAUUAGUCACAGGUAAUUUGGGAUUGAAUUCAUGGUUUUCCAUUUAAAAAAAAAAAAAUCCAGAAACUCACUUAAAAGGCCCUAAAAAAUUGGUUUACUAA
Balaenoptera musculus (blue whale) is the source of this 4229-nucleotide messenger RNA. RefSeq names its product cell division cycle associated 2 (gene CDCA2). Bases 206 to 3259 code for a protein of 1017 amino acids. Gene Ontology annotation, cellular component: nucleus; chromosome. The record is from RefSeq and is a predicted model, not a curated record. The transcript is spliced from 15 exons. Lineage: Eukaryota; Metazoa; Chordata; Mammalia; Artiodactyla; Balaenopteridae. Gene Ontology annotation, biological process: regulation of chromosome segregation; regulation of mitotic nuclear division.